Messenger RNA from Ooceraea biroi (clonal raider ant), 866 nucleotides. RefSeq lists its product as uncharacterized. Lineage: Eukaryota; Metazoa; Arthropoda; Insecta; Hymenoptera; Formicidae. The record is from RefSeq and is a predicted model, not a curated record.
GAUAAACUUAUUAUAAUUCUUUUUCUAUUUUAAAUAGUAUCGAUUAUCAUAUGAUUCUUACACUAAAAUUAUAAGUCUUCCUAACCUAUACAUUGUUUGUUCUUAACCUGUAGAGGUUAGUAUAAUAAGUAGAACUGUGGACUAGACAUUAUAUGCCUCAAGAACAUUUGUUUGAGCAAAUUAUAUAAAAUUUAUUUAAAAACCUAACCUCGCUCUAUAUCUAAUGCGGAAAAUGGAAUACUUUGUACCAACUCGUUCCUCCGAAAUCAAGAAAAAUGCAGCUAAUGAUUAUACUUUCGUGAAAUAUGAAGCUCCAAAGAAAAAGACAAGAUCUGCUGCCGAUGAUGUGGAUGACAAGAGGAAGGAAAAGGAUAAACCGAAGCUAACACCUGCUGAAGUAAAAAAACAACAAGAAAAGGAGAUGAAAAAGGCACGGUAUGACGUCAUCAAAUUUGGUAUGUCUGGUUUUGAAAAAUCCAAAGCGAAGAAAGCGAAGGUUGAGCUUGCCAUUAGCUUAGGGGCAAUACCUCCUAAAAACAGAAGAAUGAAUUACAAUAACGUAAAAAGGCAGCGAAAAAAAGAGAAGGAGAAGGAGAAGAAAAAAGAACACAUUUCUGGACUUACAAGUAGCUUGCUUAAACGAAAUUCUAAGACUGUGCACAAGAGAGAUUCUGGCAUUUUGGGAGUUUACGGAAAGGUACCGAGGGAUAUCUUAUCUAAGAAGAAGAGCUGAACUUGUCGGCGAAUAUUUGAAAACUUAUUAGGAAUCUUUUGAAGAUAUUCAAAAGAUGUACGCGACGCAGAUUUAGAUAGAGAAUUGUGGAAGAAAGAUUGUAAGCAGAAAUAAAAACUUUUAUAUCUGUAAA